This is a messenger RNA of Fraxinus pennsylvanica, 456 nucleotides long. Lineage: Eukaryota; Viridiplantae; Streptophyta; Magnoliopsida; Lamiales; Oleaceae. The record is from the annotation of a GenBank genome assembly.
AUGGGUUAUGGCUUCUUCAAAGGUGAGUAUGAUGUUUCCUAUCGUGUGUUCACUGUUGAAGAACUUAAUAAAGCAACGAACUUAGAUUUCACUGGGACAAGAAGUUAUUUUUCCAGGAAGAGACGGAUGGCAGUCCUAUGCUAUGGUAGUCAAGUUGCAGAUGAACUGUCACAAAAAAGUUUUGAAGAUUUUGCAAAUGCUAUCGCUUACCUUCAUACUGAAUUUCGCAGACCUAUCAUCCAUAGAGAUUUAACCGCGAAAAACAUUGUCAUGGACCAUUAUGGUGUUGCUAAGCUACUAGAUUUAUCACCCUGCAUAUCACUGCCUCCCGGAGAAUCAGAGAUAAAAGAUCUCCUUGUUGGGAUGGUGUCCUUGAACUCCACUACUUUAGGACAGGCAUUAUUACGGAGAAGUGUGAUGUCUACAUGUUUGGAAAGAUUCUCCUCAAACUCUUAA